This is a messenger RNA of Megalops cyprinoides (Indo-Pacific tarpon), 2539 nucleotides long. RefSeq names its product diacylglycerol O-acyltransferase 1-like. Gene Ontology annotation, cellular component: endoplasmic reticulum membrane. Bases 430 to 1929 code for a protein of 499 amino acids. The record is from RefSeq and is a predicted model, not a curated record. Gene Ontology annotation, biological process: triglyceride biosynthetic process. NCBI's taxonomy places the organism in Eukaryota, Metazoa, Chordata, Actinopteri, Elopiformes, Megalopidae. Gene Ontology annotation, molecular function: diacylglycerol O-acyltransferase activity. The transcript has 17 exons.
GUGUGUGCGUGACGUCACGCCCCAUCCCUGCGCAUCCACACCGGCACCAGCGUCCAAAAUGGACGCCGCACGGCUAACGCUAGCGCAUUAGCCGCGUCACAAUGCAACAAAAAAUACACAUAUAAAAUCCAAUAACUUCACAUUCAGACCGCACUUAGCUAAUCUGCACAGCUAACCCGCAUGCUAACCCACGCAGAUCGCGUCUCACACGUCGCUCACAGUCGAGGAUACGAACGCGACCUGCCUGGAUGCUGAGACCCUCUGGACGCUGCUGCGUGAAUGAAUAUGAAUAUGAGCCAAUAUUUCCAUCGUAUUUCAUCACGACGUGACGCAGCAGGAGCGAGGUAUGCGCCCAAACGGAGCGGCGGAGGCUAAUGCUAACCGGGUGCUAACAGACCAGCGGCCGACGGCGGCGCCACCGACGCCGUGAUGUCGCGAUACGAGGAGGAGUCGCGACUCCCGAGGUGGGGGUGGGGAGGAGGAGGAGGAGGAGGAGACCGGGACUCGAACCCUCCCUGCGACGGGUCGGACGCGGACUCGGACCCGGACUCGGACCCGGACAUGUUCUGCUGUCACCGGGCGCGGGACUCGCUGCUGAGCUCGGAGCGGCGCUUCGCCAGCUGCGGGGGGAUCCUCACCUGGACCGUCGUCCUGCUGGUCUUGACCCACGCCCACCUGUUCCUGGAGAACUUUAUCCAACACGGCUUCCUCGUCGACCUCCGGAAGGUUCUGGAUCACGUCGCCGAGGGCGACUGCAGCUCCCCGUCCGUCCGCCUCGUCCUGGGUGAGAGAGAGAGCCCGAGAACCAAUCGGAGAGCUCCUUUCCCGACCCAAUCGCCAGCCUCCUUUCUCUCUCUCUCUCUCUGUCCCCGCCCCUCUGCAGGUUCUAACGUUUUCGCCGUCGCCGCCCUGGUGGUGGAGAGGACCCAGGACAAGGGGAAGGUGUCGCCGCGGGCGGGGCGCUGCCUCCAUGUCGGGAACCUGGUCUUGAUCGCGCUCCUGCCGGCCGCCGUCGUCCUGAAACCCGACACCCGCAUAUCCACAGGUGGAGCCUUACUCUCGGUCUCGAUCUACACCAUACUGGCGAUGAAGCUGUACUCCUACCAGGAGACCAACCGCUGGUACCGGCAGGAGCGAAACGGCGGCCCGGGGAGUAAGGGGCGUGGCUCGGAGGAGGGGGCGGAGACGGCGGACCACCUGACCCUGGGGGACCUCUACUAUUUCCUAUUGGCCCCGACGCUAUGCUACCAGAAGGAUUUCCCGCGAACCCCGAAAAUCCGGAUCCACUUCCUCUUCCAGAAGCUUCUGGAGAUGGUGAUUUUGACGCAGCUGCUGGUGGGAAUCGUACAGCAGUGGAUCGCUCCUAUCUUCCAGAGGUCUGACACCUCUUUCACCAAUAUGGACUUCACAGCGAGGGUGGAGCACCUGGUGGAGCUGGUGGCCCCGAAUCACUUCCUCUGCCUCACCCUCUUCUUCCUCCUCUCCCACUCGUCCCUCAACUUCUCCGCCGAGCUCCUCCGCUUCGGCGACCGCCGUUUCUACGGCGACUGGUGGAACGCCGACAACCUCAAGACCUUCUGGCGCAAGUGGAGCGUUCCCCUCCACAGGUGGAGCCACAGACACCUCUAUACGCCAUUGGUUAGAAGGAGAGUCCCGGCCAAUCAGGCGGAGCUGAUAGCCUUCCUGGUGUCGGCGGGUGUUUGUGAGUACGUGGUGGCCCUCCCCCUCCGGACCUGCCGCCUCUGGGUCUUCCUCCUCAUGGUCGCCGAGCUCCUGGUGGCGGUCAUCUUCGGGCGCCUCUUCGCCGGUAACUGCGGCAACGGCCUGGUCUGGCUCUGCCUCCUCCUGGGCCCGCCCCUCGCCGCGACGACCUACUUCCACGACCAUUACAUCACCGACAAAACCCCGCCCCCCUGGACUCUGCGCUGACUCCUCCCACAGGCUCCGCCCGCCGGAAGGUCGCCCGGUUCGAUUCCGAUUAUAAACGGAUGAAGCUGUAACCCGUGCGAGCGGCUCGGGAAAAGCGCUAACGCUAAACGCUAACAAUGUCAUGCAAUGUGAUGAGUAGGGGGCUGGUGACCGGGAGGUCGCCGGUUCGAUUCCGGCUGUGUGAACGGAUGAAGCUGUGACCCGUGCGAGCGGCUCGGGAUAAGAGCUAACGCUAAACGCUAACAAUGUCACGCAAUGUGCUGAGUAGGGGGCUCGUGACCGGGAGGUCGCCGGCUCGAUUCCAGCUGUGUAAACGGAUAAAGCUGUAACCUGUGUAAGCGGUACAAUGACAUGCUUUGGACCGAAGUCCCAGAAGGAUAUGGGUUCCGAGCCCACUUUCAAAGCUGGUAUAGUUACACUUCAUCACUGUCUAAGGUGCAAAUAUAGCUACAAUCAAACAACGAAAAAGAAAUCUAGGUGUGUGUGUGUGUGUGUGUGUGUGUGUGUGUGUGUGUGUGUUGGACAGAGAACAGUGUGUCUGGAAAAACCCGUGACACCGGAAUGUCAUAUAACGCGACCUUUGCUCUCUAAUAAAAAGACUUAUAACCUU